Messenger RNA from Serpula lacrymans var. lacrymans S7.9, 1333 nucleotides. RefSeq lists its product as uncharacterized. Gene Ontology annotation, molecular function: proton-transporting ATPase activity, rotational mechanism. Gene Ontology annotation, cellular component: vacuolar proton-transporting V-type ATPase, V1 domain. Lineage: Eukaryota; Fungi; Basidiomycota; Agaricomycetes; Boletales; Serpulaceae. The record is from RefSeq and is a predicted model, not a curated record. Gene Ontology annotation, biological process: proton transmembrane transport. Bases 106 to 1251 code for a protein of 381 amino acids. The transcript has 9 exons.
GAAAGCCUCCGGACCAGAGGUUGUUAAACAGACUCUACAGCUCCGGAAAAUCGUAGGUAGACGACUGGAAACUUUUGGGACACUCUUUGGGACAUAUUUUUCGCAAUGCCAUCUGAUCGGAGCAUCUGGCUGGUCGCUAUACCGCACGCUGUGUCAGCAGAAACGCUGUUGUCUGACGUCGGGAACUCGUCUCAUAAGGUCUCCAAUCUUGCGAUUCCUUCAUUCAAGAUAGGGACGUUGGACUCGCUAAUCGCCUUGUCUGAGGAGUUGCCAAAAUACGACACUUUCUUUACUGCGCUUAUUGCAAAAAUGGUGGAUAUUUGGCGCAAGUUGUUUAACGAUAACAAAGCUGCUCUCACGCAACAUAUUCUCGUGGAUGGGGAGGAUGUUGCUGACUACAUGCUCAAUGAUUGGAAGUGGAAUGAAAGCAAAUAUGCCCCGCAGCGAGAUUUACAGGAGACAGUUGAUGUUUUGAACAAGGACAUGGCCUUCAUAGAUCACGUUAUGAAGUCGAAACUCAACGCCUAUGAUAUUGCUAAAGGAUCUUUAACUCAAUUACGACGAAAAGGAACUGGAGACCUAUCCGUACGGUCUUUAGUAGGCGUAGUGUCCAAAGAUGAUUUUGUUCCCGAUUCAGAGUAUCUGGAGACCUUGCUGGUCUCUGUUCCAAAGAAUUUGGUCAAGGUUUGGAACGCAAAGUACGAGCGAUUGACCUCCAUGGUAGUACCUCGCUCUUGCAAGGCAAUCUGCUCAGACAACGAGUAUACUUUAUUUUCUGUCAUAGUGUUCCGACGAACACAUGACGAAUUUGUUCAAAGAUGUCGAGAAAACAAGUUCAUUGUCCGUGAUUUUGUGUAUCACGAAGAACUGAUUGCCAAUGAGCAAGAAGAAAUACAAAUAGCGGAAAGUACCGAGAGGGAGUUGAGGGCCCAGCUGGUGAGGCUGACACGCGCCAAUUUUUCGGAGGCCUAUCAAGUUCUCGUCCAUCUCAAAGUGGUUCGUUUAUUUGUUGAGAGCGUUCUUCGAUAUGGUCUCCCAGCCGACUAUAUUGGGCUUGCUAUAAAGCCGGAACCGAGGUCUACACCUAAACUUCUUAGUUUGCUCGCUAAUAAUCUUUCGUCGAAAUCUUCUCAAGCUUCAAGUGGGCUGGAUGCUUCCGCUAACCCGACGUUUGCUGCGGAGUAUCAGUCGCUCAUGGACCAAGAUUUUUUUAGUUUCGUUCUAUUUGAAGUACCAUUAGUGGAAACAUAAUAUGUAGAGGUAGUAGUGCAACCUUCAUUAAAGACCUCACUUGUGACAUUUGAACACACAAGAUAAACACAGGAGACCACCG